ACAUUUCUAAAACAUAUGAAAAUGAUUUCGUAUUAAUUCAUGAUAAAAGCAAAGUAUUCUGUGCUUAUUCUUAAUUUCGUGCGCGUGUCGCGCGCACACCACGUGACCAUUCGCGGUCACGUGACAAUCAAGCUAGCAGCAAUAGUGGGAACAGCUUGAAUUUCCCCUGUGGAGCAUCGCCAGAGGGGAAUCGAGUCAAUUUUCUAAUGGAAGGGGUAUGGGAUGUAUUUUUCUGGCAUCCCUGCCACGUACUACGUACCCACACCCAUGCGAAAUCUCAUAUCUUAAGAGACACCAGCUCGGUGUCGUUGGUUCAGACUGUGGUUCGCAGUAGCUCAAAGCAUCAGGCAGCUUAAAACCAGUUAAUCAUUCUCUCAUUCGGUUUCCGGCUUCGCUUUCCUUCCAAUUAUUGCUUAUUUACGUGGCGGGUAAUCGUGCAACUGGAGCAACAUGUGCGGAAUUUUCGCGUAUAUCAAUUAUCUGACGCCGAAGAGUAGAAAGGAGAUUCUCGAGCUACUCGUUGGCGGAUUGAAGAGAUUAGAAUACCGAGGCUACGAUUCCGCAGGCGUCGCCCUUGACAGCGCCGAUGGCAAGGAUAUCACGAUUAUUAAAAAGCAGGGAAAGGUCAAGGCACUGGAAGAUGAAAUUUUUUAUCGUACCAAUAUUGACUUCGAAUCGAAGACAUGCAUCCACGUGGGUAUCGCGCACACCCGCUGGGCGACCCACGGUGUCCCAUCCGAGCUGAACUCGCACCCGCAGAGAUCGGACAGCGGACAUGGUUUCCUCGUUGUCCACAAUGGAAUUUUGACUAACUACAAAGAACUGAAGACGCUGCUUGAGCAAAGGGGCUACAGCUUUGAGAGCGAUACUGACACAGAAGUCAUCGCGAAGCUGAUCCACCACUUGUGGGUACAGCAUCCGGGUUUCUCGUUUCGGGAGCUGGUCGAGCAGGUGGUUCAACAAUUGGAAGGCGCUUUCGCGUUGUGCUUCAAGAGCAAGUAUUUCCCGGGCGAGUGCGUGGCCACCAGAAGAGGUUCCCCGCUCCUCGUCGGCAUUAAAACGAAGACGAGACUUGCUACAGACCACGUGCCCAUCCUCUACGGAAAAGAUGAACUUCCACGCGUAAAUGAAGAAGGUGAAACUCCGACUAAAGAUCAUAGACCACAUGGACGCAAUACUGAACUUCCAGUGAUCCCACGAAGCGAGAGCACUUCCGAGUUCCAACCGUUGGAGAACAAAGAAGCCGAGCAUUUCUUCGCUUCGGACGCCAGUGCCGUGAUCGAGCACACAAAUCGUGUCAUAUUUUUAGAGGACGAUGAUGUGGCUGCAGUUAAAGAGGGUGCUCUCAGCAUUCAUCGUCUUCGAAGAUGCAUGGACGACCCCCAUGCUAGAGAAAUCACCACUCUUAAGAUGGAGAUCCAGCAGAUCAUGAAGGGCAAUUAUGAGUACUUCAUGCAAAAGGAGAUCUUCGAGCAACCGGAGUCGGUAGUGAAUACCAUGAGGGGACGUUUGAACUUCCGAGAUAAUUCCGUCACGUUAGGAGGUAUCAAGGAUUACAUUCCUGAGAUCAAGAGAUGCAGGCGGUUGAUGCUAAUUGGAUGCGGAACGAGUUAUCAUUCUGCCAUUGCUACCCGACAGCUUCUUGAAGAAUUGACUGAGCUACCAGUCAUGGUUGAACUGGCUUCGGAUUUCUUAGACAGAAACACGCCUGUGUUCAGAGACGACGUCUGCUUCUUUAUCUCACAAUCGGGUGAGACUGCCGAUACUCUGUCGGCCUUGCGGUAUUGCAAAGGACGCGGAACUCUGAUCGUUGGUAUCACCAACACAGUAGGCAGUAGUAUUUGCCGUGAAUCGCAUUGCGGUGUUCACGUAAACGCUGGCCCCGAAAUUGGUGUUGCUAGUACGAAAGCCUACACUUCUCAAUUCAUUUCCCUGGUGAUGUUUGCCCUAGUUAUGAGCGAGGACAGAAUCUCUCUUAGUAACAGACGCAAAGAGAUUAUCGAAGGAUUGAAGAACUUGGAUAAUCUUAUUCGUCAAGUUUUACAGCUUGACGAUAAAGUGAAAGAAUUAGCCAAGUCUCUAUUCCAGCAUAAAUCUUUGCUGAUCAUGGGUAGAGGAUACAAUUUCGCUACGUGUAUGGAAGGAGCUCUCAAAGUCAAAGAGUUGACGUACAUGCAUAGCGAAGGUAUCAUGGCAGGAGAAUUGAAGCAUGGACCUUUGGCGCUCGUCGACGACUCGAUGCCAGUGAUCAUGAUUGUCAUGAGGGAUCCAGUUUACGGGAAAUGCAUGAACGCCCUUCAACAAGUAAUGGCACGAGAGGGGAAGCCUAUCGUUAUAUGCGAGGAAGGCGACACCGAGACGAAAAUGUUCGCGGACAGGGUCCUCGAAGUGCCUAAGACGGUGGACUGUCUCCAAGGCAUUCUCACGGUCAUUCCAAUGCAACUUCUAUCUUUUCACAUUGCGGUUCUUCGCGGAUGCAACGUCGACUGUCCGAGGAAUCUCGCGAAAUCGGUCACAGUCGAAUAAAACGGUCGACGACUUACAAUACAGGGACACUUGUUUCGAAUGCUGCGCGCCGUGCUUACUUAGUCGUCGACUUAAAUCUUAUAUACCAUUAUCGAUAAGCAAUGAUUAUCAGACGCGCCGUGAUAUUCUCGCGAUAACGCGAAAACUAAUAACAUUUCCAAGUACUUAGUAAUUAUAGGUUUGCGUUAGGGUACGUUCUCCUACGCGUGUCAAAGAACAUUUAGGCUUGACCAGUUGGACCAUCGUUAAUCUUAGGAUAGAUGAAUACUCAAAAAUCAACGAAAACGUUCCUCGCGAUGGAACUAUGUUAAUCGAGUUCCCAGGAAAUGAUUCCAAUACAUUUAGCUAUUCUAUUGACUAAUCGAUUGUAAUUGUACUCUUUCUAAUCACUUAAAUAAGACUGCGGUAGAGAAGAUUAUUGUUGCAUCAGGAACUUGUGGAUGUUCCAGUGAGUAGUGUUGUCUAUGAGUGGAUGCGGAUACAUUGGAUGUAGCAUUAGGCGAUCGAAGAAUACUAUUAUUUAUAAAUACGAUGAUUUCCACGCGAUUGUCAAUUAUGAUUAUUUCACGCUUUCAGAAAAUUCGUAUUUUGUACAGUAUUUAAGGAAAGAACGCGGAUAUGAAAUUCGAUUUUGCCACGAAUGUAUUAAUGAAUUAUAUGCGAAUUUCGUAUUGGUGGUUCGACGGAAAAAGUUUUGUAUAAAUUUUCCCUUGACCCUGUUCUAUCUAUCAGCGAACGACUUUUACCGUGUGUCGAAGUCAACGUAAUUAAGUAACAAACGCAACUUUUCUAUAGGUUAAUCGAGGUGUUGGAAGUAUAAGAUGCCGAGUCGUUACUUACCGAAUUUGUAACAGUCUCACGUAAAUAACGUGCGAUACGUCGAGUGAACAAUAAAAGGUACACACCUUCAUACUAUCCGCGUUAAGUUAUUGCAGAAUGUGUUCCACGAAAAUGCACACGAACCGUAAAUUUAAAAUGUAAUUGCACUAUUUGUAACGUGUAAACAUAUCGAAUAAACUGACAAAAUGAAAUACCUUAA
Molecule: messenger RNA, 3565 nt
Organism: Ceratina calcarata
Lineage: Eukaryota; Metazoa; Arthropoda; Insecta; Hymenoptera; Apidae
Gene: Gfat2
Product: glucosamine-fructose-6-phosphate aminotransferase 2
Exons: 14
Coding region: 451-2526 (691 amino acids)
Biological process (GO): protein N-linked glycosylation; fructose 6-phosphate metabolic process; UDP-N-acetylglucosamine metabolic process
Molecular function (GO): L-glutamine:D-fructose-6-phosphate transaminase (isomerizing) activity; carbohydrate derivative binding
Source: RefSeq, a predicted model, not a curated record